AUGGAGUUUCCGGAUCAAAUCCUCGAACUCGUUUCAAGUUUUCUCUCGUUUGGCGAUACGCACAUCAUAUGUCAGCAGUUCGACCGCGUAUGGCGCCCCAAUAAACAAGUUCUGUGGAAUGGGGUCAAGGGCUUUCGCGAGGUGGUGCAGAAAUGGGCAGACAAGAACGAGCUACAGACACUGACAACGGUGAUGGGUUCAUUGUCGAGCAAAAGUAAUCCAUCAUAUGGAAGAAAUGGAGGUGACAAAAGGAGCAACUACAUGAAGGGGGCUUCCGCUCUUUUUGCGUGGUACAUCUCCAAGGGCGAUAAAGUCACUGUGCUGGCGUUACCCCCUGAUGAAAACGGAGACCGCUUCAACCCGUCUCCGUACACAAACUACCGCGGCAUCGAAGAGCCGAUCGUCAAAGGUCGGCUUGGGAACAAGGCCGUAGGAGAGAUGUUGAUCCUCCAUCCAACACUGCCCGGGGCUGAGAAGUUCUUCUACCCUCUGUGGCCGAUGGAUGGACAAAAGGCUAUGAAAGCAAUACUAGACACCAAAGGACGGGGCGUAUGGAACUGGAGAACCCCCAGUCCUUCAAAGAAGGCAAAGUCUUGUUUGGAUAGUAUCCUAACGCACGACUCUAACAACGCAGACAAGUGCAUAGUGUCUGGAGUAGCUAUGAACAUGGAGCAAGGAGGGAAAGGGAACAGCAUUCAAGGUGCGCCAAAGGCAACGCCGUCGACUCCAACCACAAACAACCAAAAGCCUAUUCCGCAGAUGGUUGCGAAAAGACCGGAGAAGCCUAGUGACUGUCCCCAUAAUGAACAGACUACAUUGACAGAGAGCGAUAUUAUUUUAUGGCUGGGGAACAAAAACAAGAUCAGACGCGUAUCCGCCGCUCUGCGUACUGUUCUCGCGGCUGAUGAAAUUGGGCUUGGACGAGCAAAAUCGAAGCUUGAGCUUUUGCUCAAAGAGGUUUAUUCACUUAUGAUAGACUGCAUUCAGGAAAGGAAGGCUGCAGGAAAGAGCAGCGACGAAGGAAGCCCCAAAGCAACGGUUGAAGCUGAAACCCUAAUAGAGCAAGCGGACCAGAAAGACUGCUGUGAAUCUCGUCAGACCUCUCUGGAUGUAGCAGCGGCUCUUUUGAAGGCUGAGAGGAAAAAGGAAAAGAGUAGAAGGAAGAAGGAAGAGGAGAAAAAAAGAAAGGAGGAUAUGGAGAAACAAAAAGAUGAGGGCAAAGUAGCAGAAAAUCCGAAAGUUGAUAUAUCCAAGGCCGAAAUGAAAAAGCAAAAAAAGGAAAGAAAGAAGGAGAAGAAGAGAAAAGGAAAGGAGGUGGAAAAACAGAAAGGGGAGAAUAAUCAAAAUGAAGAAAAUAAUAACAACGAGGCGGGAAAAACAGCAGGAGGUUCAACAGUUAAUCUUCCCAAAGCUGGGAAGAAGAAGAACAAAAAGAAAAAUAAGGAAGAGAGAGUCGCGCACUUCUUGCGCCUGCACCUCGUCGGCAAGAAAAUCGUCAAGGCCUCCGCUCAGGAUGAUGCCAACGUUUUUGGAAAGGUCGGGACGACUGGCGAAGCAGUGGUUGCAGCUCUCAAGAAUAGAAAGGUAGUUUCUGUCGGAACACAAGGAAAAUAUUUUUGGUUCGUCAUGGACAAAGCGCCGCAUCUGGUGAUGCACCUCGGCAUGACAGGAUGGUUCCACAUCCGCGGGGCCCGCACCGCCUACACAAACUACUACAAGAAGCAAAACCCAGACGAGGCAGACCAGUGGCCGCCCAAGUACUGGCGGUUCCACCUCGAGGCCCAAGACGGGACCGAGGCGGCCUUUACAGACGCGCGCCGCUUCGGCCGCGUGCGGCUGGUCGACUGCCCCGGCGCCAGCAUCAGAAAGCACACCCCGCUGGUCGAGAACGGACCGGACCCCGUGGUGGACGCCGACGUCUUCACGGCCGAGUACCUGCUCGCCAAGAUGCGCUCGCGGCGCGUCCCCGUCAAGGCGCUGCUCCUCGACCAGGCCGUCGUCUCGGGCGUGGGGAACUGGGUGGCGGACGAGGUGCUGUUCCAGGCGCGCCUGCACCCCGAGCAGCCGAGCCACGAGUUUUCCGACGAGCAGGUCGCAAGACUGCAUGCGGCGAUCCGGGACGUGUGCAGCUUGGCGUGCGACAAGCUCGCCGACUCGGACCUGUUCCCCGACGACUGGCUGUUCAACCACCGCUGGGGCAAGGGGGCGGCAUCCAGGACCGGCGAGCAGGCCCGGCUGCCGGGUGGAGAGAGGCUAGCGUUCCUGACGGUCGGCGGGCGGACGAGCUGCUACGCUCCCGAGCUGCAGAGGAAGACGGGCGGCGGCGUGACGUCGGGGAUCAAGGAAGAACCCCUGGUCGUGGUGGAGAAGAAGAAUGCGGGGAAGAACAAGAAAGUUGAUGGUGGCAAGAAACCCAAUACGACCCAGAUCAAGAAAGAGGGUGGUGUUGAUGCCCAGGGGGAAGAGGAGAACAACCCCAUCAAAUCUACGACACGCAAGCCCAACCCGAGAAAAAGGAAGCAGGAUUUGGACGAUUCGGAAUGUGCUUUGGCCAAAAAAGUUAUCACAAAGUCUGCGUCCAAAGUUGAGGCCGGAGCCGUAGAAGCGGGCCAACCAUUACGGGCCGAUCCUGCAAUUGAUGAUGGCCGGAGGAGAUCGGGGCGUUUGCGAGCAAAGACUAGUAGCUGA
Messenger RNA from Pyricularia grisea, 2688 nucleotides. RefSeq lists its product as uncharacterized. The coding region runs from base 1 to 2688 and encodes 895 amino acids. Gene Ontology annotation, biological process: base-excision repair. NCBI's taxonomy places the organism in Eukaryota, Fungi, Ascomycota, Sordariomycetes, Magnaporthales, Pyriculariaceae. Gene Ontology annotation, cellular component: nucleus. The transcript has 5 exons. Gene Ontology annotation, molecular function: DNA-(apurinic or apyrimidinic site) endonuclease activity; DNA N-glycosylase activity; zinc ion binding. The record is from RefSeq and is a predicted model, not a curated record.